Messenger RNA from Closterium sp. Naga37s-1, 1116 nucleotides. The record is from the annotation of a GenBank genome assembly. NCBI's taxonomy places the organism in Eukaryota, Viridiplantae, Streptophyta, Zygnematophyceae, Desmidiales, Closteriaceae.
AUGGCACGCCAUGGAGAUGCGGUGCUUGCGGGAGAUGAUGCUCUCAAUCUCACAGCACCCCUUGAUGCCGAGAAGCACCACGAGGUGGACGUGGUUGAUCUGCUGCCCGGCCACAUCUGGCACAUCAUCUUCCGCCACCUGCUGGGUCAUGACGAACGGGAUCAUGACUCCUCCUGGGUCGCAUCGCACUGCGGUGACUCCUCCUCGGUCGCAUCGCAGCAGGGAGCCGCCACUGGCAGCACGGAGGGAACUGGCAGCACGGAGGGAACUGGCAGCACGGAGUUCGGUGCCACAGUCAAUCCACCUCCUGACAUCUUCACAGGGAGCAACCGGUGGCACGCGGGGGCCGUUUGCUCCUCUACCAUCUCCCUUCCCAUCUCUCUCUACCAUUUCUCUACCAUCUCUCUACCAUCUCUCUACCAUCUCUCUACCAUCUCUCUACCAUCUCUCUGCCAUCUCUCCGCCAUCUCUCUGCCAUCUCUCUGCCAUCUCUCUGCCAUCUCUCUGCCAUCUCUCUGCCAUCUCUCCGCCAUCUCUCUGCCAUCUCUCUGCCACCUCUCUGCCCAUCUCUCUCUGCAACCUCUCUGCCAUCUCUCUGCCACCUCUCUGUCCAUGACACUCGAGCAGGAGUUUGAGCGCAGGACGCUGAUGUUCAACACCAAAGUCCCCCGGGUGUCAGGAAUGCUCUCCUUCUUCCUCCGACACGCGUCUCACACGUCCCUUAAUUUCAUUCUCAACAGAAACCGGGACCUGAAAUGCAUUAACCGUCUCUUGCAGCCCUCUGCGCGCUCCCUCACAAGCCUGUACAUUGGGUGCGACCCGAGUGACGAGAUUUUUCAGGAUAGGCAGCUGCAGCUGCUUAUGCGUCCUGCGUUUCUGGGGGAGUUUGAGCAGCUGGAGCAGCUGGAGCUAGGCAAUGCCAUCUGGAAACUAGACAAGCUGAAUCCAGCAAGGUUCAAGGCUUUAAGGAGUCUGAGAAUCCACGAUUUCAAGUUCAAGAGAAAUGAUCUGUCCUUUCCCUCAUCCGUCGCACCGCAGCUGCAUCAACUCAAUCUCUUCUCCUCCAGUCAUGGCUCUGGCACCACCACGCUCGAUUUCAAGCUCACCGCUGCUUGA